This is a messenger RNA of Capsicum annuum, 671 nucleotides long. RefSeq names its product glycolipid transfer protein 1. Gene Ontology annotation, cellular component: cytosol; cytoplasm; membrane. Gene Ontology annotation, biological process: ceramide transport; intermembrane lipid transfer. The record is from RefSeq and is a predicted model, not a curated record. Gene Ontology annotation, molecular function: ceramide 1-phosphate transfer activity; ceramide 1-phosphate binding. NCBI's taxonomy places the organism in Eukaryota, Viridiplantae, Streptophyta, Magnoliopsida, Solanales, Solanaceae.
AGGUUAGAUAGUAAGUACUUGUCGAACCCAACAAAAUAUACAAACUUGUACAGCAUGGUGCAAGAAGAGGUUGAAGCAAAGACAGCAAAAGGCUCUUCCAGUUGCACAAAUGGUCUUCUUUGGUUGACAAGGGCUAUGGAUUUCCUGUUGGAGUUGUUUAGAAAUUUACUGGAGCAUGGGGACUGGGCGAUGUCACAAGCUUGCUCUGAUUCCUACAGUAAGACGUUGAAAAAGUGGCAUGGAUGGUUAGCGAGUUCAAGUUUUACGGUGGCGAUGAAGCUCGCUCCAGAUAGGAAGAAAUUUAUGGAUGUAAUAUGUGGGUCUGGUGAUAUUAACAGUGAUAUUGAAAAAUUCUGUUCUACCUUCUCACCGCUUCUUGAAGAGAACCACAAGUUCUUGGCCAGCGUAGGAAUGGAUGAACUGAAAGCAUCUUAAGCUGAAAGGAAGUUUUACAACUCUUUGGGAAUUCAUCGACACUGUGAGAAACUUCUGAGACAACUAUGCUUCCUGCUUUUAUCCUAUUGUGCCAUGAGUAACAGUAGUAGCAGACAAUGAGUUUUUUUGUCUACUGGUUUGUAACUUAUAAUGAAAGGACCUGGGUUGAAGUUGGUUUGUAACUUAUAAUGAAUAAGUAAUUCUGGAGACUAAUAUUAAACUCGAUAUUUAUUUCA